UGUUGUGCGGCGCCCGACGGAGGGCCAUUGUCUUAUUACCGUACGGAAGGGUGAAACAAUGAAGGCAGCCAUCUUGCUGUACGGAUAAAGAAAAAUCAUUCGCUAGAUAUAUAGAAAUAUAUUUUGUUACGCGAAGCACCAUUUCUGACCAUAAACGAUUUUUUCUUUAAAAAUCUUGCGUCUCUGGAUUCCUCCUCAAGCAUAAGAUGAGAGGAUUCGUUGAGCGCAAGGCGUGUCGGGAAAAGGCGGUGCUUACGUGGGCCGUUGCUGAUGACGGUUUUAAAAGAGCGGCGGGAGUUUCGAAGGCGCGCGCAGAAGGGCAGGCUGGGCCGAGGCUUCGUUUAUUGAUCGUUUGAUUUAUUUAGAUCCCGCUUUUCUCCACAAUCGGAACCCACAGCGGCUUGUCACAUGGUUCUCUGCCGCUCUGUCCUUACAGCAGCAACCUUGUGAGGAUCCAAAGAAGCAGCUGUGUUUCUGGAUCUUGAACCAGCUAAGGAGAGUUUCUGGUUUCUCUUUUAAGAACUGGAACUGCAAAAUGGGAGAAUCUACAACUUCCUUGAGGAAUGGUGUCUUAUCCCAUCUGGAAAACCUUGAAGCUUCUAACCACCAACAGGCAGUGAAACAAGGGGAAAGGGAGCAGCAUCAAAAGAAAGUGGCCAAGCUGAAAGCAAGGAUCCAGGAGCUGAGACGCCAGAGAGAUGAAAUUAAGGCCAAACUGAGCAUGAGUUGCCCUGGGUUCACCAAGGGCAAAGAUUCCAUCCCAAGUGCUAAGACUCCCCGGGCUUCAGGCGCCAGCACACAAGCUAUCUUGGAAUGGAAGAUGAGCAACAUCAAGAAUCUGCUACAAAUGUUUCAUCUGACAGGCAUCAGUGGGAAACUGACCAGAGAAGGAGCCUGUCUGUGCAUUAGCACUGCUUUUGAAGGCACUUACCUGGACUCCUAUUACCUGAACCUGCGCAUACGGCGACCUGUCCUGAUCCAGCGCCACACAGUCCCAGCCUUCAUCCCCUUGAAACAAAUAGCUGACGAAUAUCUGCAGACAGACAUCAAACGCUUCUUCUCUGUGCUUUCCAGUCACCUGAACGCUUACGUCGGGAGGAAGUUCCAGGCAGAGCAGUUACAGGAGCAUUUUGCUGCUUUCCUCGCAGGGCCCUUGCAGGGAAAUUCUCUCUACAAUCUGUUGGAGUUCAGCUAUGGUGUGGAACCGGAAGACCAGACUUUUCCCUUCUUGGCCAAGCUAGCAUACGGAGACCCCAUGUGCAUCCUCCCAACAGAAGUCAGUGUGGCAUGUAAAGAAGACGCUGCGGCUUCCAAGGCAGAGAUGGCAGCCAAUCAUCAAGCUUUAUUCCACGAGAAGCCGCUUCAUGAGGUCUUCAGAUCCUUCAGAGACUCAACAGAAAACCUGAGUCAAGCAGUUCUGCUGGAGUUGUCUGCUUCUUCAAAAGGCGUGCCUUCAGACCGUGGCAAGGCUGCUGCUGUGUAAUUCUUGUAGAGAACUGAGAUCUCAGCUGGCGGCUCUUUCCUGCCCAGAAGGCCUUUCUGCUGUGUGUGUUGCUGAAGGGCUUGUCUUUUCUUUGAUUGCAGCCAUCACUGGGAGGCUCGUUGAUCCAUUUUCCUCAUAAACAAGCAUGCUCUUUCAAAGAUGCAAAAUGAACACUUGGACAAAAGAAAACAAGCAGACCUGUGGGGGCUCAAGCAGGCUCUCCAUCCGCUGUUGGUUACUGCAGGAGCAGCAUUUGUGCCUGCACUCUUCCUAUAACACACAUCGGCUCCUGUUUGCUGGAAUUCCCAUAAGAGAACCAAAAUGUCUUCUGCAGGCAUCACGGGAGUGUUAGUACUUCCAGCAUGGCUGGUGUGUGCUCACACUUGUAUGGCUAAGGAGGGGUGGAAAGUCUUUGGGGGGUGGGUGGCACUUGCCCCCAAAUGGGUCACUGAAAUGCCAUCUGAAGUACCCCUAAGGAGUUAGCUGCUUUUACGCUGGCACAAACAAUUUUAGAGAAAUUUCACUAUGGGUGUGAUGCAUUAUCCCAGCUCUGAAAAAGCUGGUUCUCUUUUAUCCGUGCCCUGACAUUCACACGGCCCCAGCCCUGCUGCCAGGAAAGGCACUGCCGCAUACGCGCAAGAGGAACCUUCAGACUGCUCAUGCACAUGCUGGGCUGGGGUGGGGUGGGGCGGGUGCAGUGCAUGCCCAGCCAUUCAGACAGCCAGGGAAGGCUCCCUACAUACAAUUUAGAGGUUUGCUACCUGCAAGUUCCCAGUAACUUUUUAAUCCGCUCCUGAGACAAGGUAGGUAUGGGUGGGACUCAGGAGACAGAUAUGCUGGUGUGAUCAAGCACCUUAAAUCCGGAUGGGAGGUGUGGCUAGGUCGGGGCCAAAACUCUGGGGUGAUUGCACCCUAAGAAGCAUUCUCAGUUCAAAUAUUUCAGUUUGUAAAUCAUAAUGACAUCCUCUGUUCACAUUGCGAUAGGACUAAAAUGGAAAGGCCACAUUUAUGCUAUAGAUUUUUGCAGAGCUCUUAUUUACACUAUAGCAUUUAUUGAUAUAUUUUAAAAUUAAUAAACAGUAGCCAGUUUAGCUCAGAA
Molecule: messenger RNA, 2582 nt
Organism: Heteronotia binoei (common prickly gecko)
Lineage: Eukaryota; Metazoa; Chordata; Lepidosauria; Squamata; Gekkonidae
Gene: CENPO
Product: centromere protein O
Exons: 7
Coding region: 536-1483 (315 amino acids)
Cellular component (GO): kinetochore; Mis6-Sim4 complex
Source: RefSeq, a predicted model, not a curated record